GUGUAUUUAACAUUUUUGUUUUUGAAUUAUUAAUUAUUAUUUUUUAUAUAAUUUUAAUGUAAAAUUGUGUAAAAUGCAGGCUAAUUAAAAAAUUUAUAUAUGCAAAAGGUUUUAAACUCUGUAAAAAUGUCGAGAACGAAUAAAGAAAGUGUUAGAUUCUCGCUUUAAUAAGUGCAGCACAGAUUUAUUGAUGUGAACUGGGAAGCUGACUCAACUCUACCAUAUCCUUGUGCAGACUUGUGUUGUAACAUUGGGGAAGUUAUUAUUGUAUGCCAAAUUACUGUCACAAAUUUGGCAUGUUACUUAAUUAUUAGUUUAAUCCAAAGUAAAAUACCGGCAGACUAUCCAGGUCUGGAAAGCAAAUGUGCUGAAGGGUUUGUGGGAUUACUUCAUACAGAUGAACAAACGGAGCGGAUUUGACUUGGAGUCAGAUUGAUGAUCGUUAAGAUGCAGUAAUAUUAUUAUCAUUUUGUAAAUUGUAUUAGUGCUGUUAGGCUUCUAAAAUGUGUAGUAGUUAAGUGGUCGAGGAAAAUAUCAACCGGUUUCCUCGGCAGGAAUCAACUCCAGCUUUGGAGUCGAUUCCAACGUUUUGAAUCGAUCCUCGAUUCCCAGCGCCUCAGAAUCGAGGAAUCGAUUCUUUUUGGAAUCAAUUCCCAGCCUUACCGUUGGGCGCUCAGAGCUCCUUGGUUGGACGUUCCAAUUUCUCCCAUUCAUUUUUACUAGAAAUGGUCCGUCUCUGUUAAAUAGUCUCUGUUUACACUUGAAAUUGCCACAAGGAAUCAACUCGCCUAGUAAUGUCUCUUUCUCGGAAGACUCACGCUGAUUGAAGUUUGGACGUGGUCGCUAUAAAUGUAGAAACUGCAUCGAUCGAUCAAGUCAAUCCAUCCCUUUAGUGAGAUGCAAUUUAUAAGCGGUCUAUUUUAUGAACUUUUGAAUGACUAUGUAAACACUUCUACUUCUAAUAGAAAAGUUGCAACUGAAAAGUUUCAAGGAUUAAGUGGCUGAAUAAAAGGCUUUAUUAAAAAAAAAAUAAUAAUAAAAAAUAAAAAAAAUUUCCACUUGUUAACUGCAUUAGUUAACCUGAACUAACAUCGAACAAUACAUUAAAAUCAUUUAUUGAUAUUGGUUAAUUUCAACAUGUACUACUAAUUAUUUUUUUAAAUCAAAAGUUGUAAAUAUUAACAUUAGUUAAUGUACUAUGAACUAAUGCAUAAACUAACAAGAAACAAUUUGGUAGUUUUGAAAACUAGCAUUAACAAAUAUUAAUGAAUGAUGUAAAAUAUAUACUGUAUAUUGUCCAUUGUUAGGUCAUAAUACCUAAUGCUUUUACUAAUGUUAACAAAUGAAACCUUGUUUAAAAGUGUUACAGAAUAAAAAAAUGGUUUUCAAUUGUUUUAUGUGGUUGUAACAGAAAAUUCCUGUGUGUCAGGCUGAACUCUUUGAAUGCCUUCAGGUGAUGGUGGUUGUGCUACUGGUUUGUGUGGAGGGGAGUGGGUGGUUGUUGGGGCUGUGUCUGGAAGAGCCUGAACACGUGGAAGAUUUCAGUAAGGUGGGACUGAGGCGGUGCUUCAUAUGCAUAUAUAAAACAGGUGCAACAGGUGACAGUGUUGAUACAGCAGAAGAGUGUAGAAUAGCACUGUGAGAGGACACAAGUAGGACCACACUUUGCUGGAAAUACUUUGGAUAUCCAGAGAAAUAAUCCUUGAUGAUAAGGCAACAAAAGAAGUAACACAUCAUUAGAAAGCAAAAUCUCUAAAAUUGACUUUUUAAUCCCAAGUGGAGCACCAUUUGGAUCAUUAAGCGAUGACAACCUAUGAAUCUCAAGGUCAGUCUCCGACAAGAUGUGGGCCCCAGUUUCCUAGCUUGGGUCAGGAACCUCCGGAAUUGAGUCUGUUUAGUGACAGCUACUAUCCCCCUCCAUCACUGCCAAGUCCACAGCGAACAAACCCUUCCUCGUACGACCUUGGAGACUAUGCUGCCUCAUCUCCUAACCCCUACCUGUGGUUCAACAGCCCAGGGAUGAACAGCACUCCCUAUCUGGGUGGGACACCUGGCCCUGCGGGACCCUCUUUCGUUCCACAGCACUAUGGUAUGCAAAGGCCUUAUCUGGGACCUGGUGGACCAGGCGGUCCUGGAGGUGAUCUGGCCUGGUUCUCCAUGCCCUCUCAGGAGGAUCUUAUGAAGCUGGUCAGGCCACCUUAUUCAUACUCAGCGCUGAUUGCUAUGGCCAUACAUGGUGCACCUGAUCGUCGCCUGACUCUAAGUCAGAUUUAUCAAUAUGUGGCAGACAACUUCCCCUUUUAUAACAAGAGCAAGGCUGGAUGGCAGAACUCUAUUCGUCACAACCUCUCACUGAACGACUGUUUCAAAAAGGUCCCACGAGAUGAGGAUGACCCUGGUAAAGGUAAUUACUGGACCUUAGAUCCAAACUGUGAAAAAAUGUUUGACAAUGGCAACUUCAGACGCAAGAGGAAGAGAAAGUCUGAAAGUCUCCCAGAAAAGGGCAGUUCUGGAGGGAAUCUGGGCUCUGAGUCAGGAGACAGUAAUGGCAGAGGCAGCCCAAAAAAUAUAGCCUCUGACAUAUCCACUUCCCCUGAAAAGGGUCCUUCACCCGUGUCUACGGGUCCAUCCCCAUGUUUGAGCAACUUCCUGACUGAGAUGUCUGGUGUGGCCGCUGGUUCCCUAGACGUUGACGAAGAUCCCCUGAGUCGUCCCUUUACUCUCAGUCUGCCAGUGGACAGAGCACAGAGAGCUUCACAACCAACAGGCUUUAGCACCUACUCCCCCAGCGCCACAGUGUCCGAGUGGGCAUCACCAUUGCCCCCACCCACUCCCAUCUCCCCAUCACCCUCCCACUCCACUUUAGGUUUCAGCGGCCCUGCUAUUAGUCAGUUUAAUGGGCAUUUCUACCCUAGUUUGAGCUCGACUGGUAUUCUUUACCCCCGGGAGGGCACAGAGGUGUAGGAGAGGAGGCAGGUGACAGCAAGAAUAGACAAGCUAAUGAUCAGUUCACACAACAGACUCUUGGGGCAAGGAAAGAAACUGUUAUUUUCAUGAGACUAUAUACUGUUGUUGGCCUGCUUUAACUGAACUCCGCUGAGAUGAGUCCUGUGGGCAUGAGAUACGAAUGAAUUCCCACAGGAAUGGCCUAGUCAGCAUGAGAUAUGACAGGCUGACACCAGCAAAGUAGCUCUGAUCUAGGGUAGGCUGCUGACAUCAAGCCAUUUUACUCAGCUAUCUUAUUCUUACUUAACUCAUAUUACUGACACUGAAUUCAAGUACCUGCAAUGAAACCGAACAGAUAAAUUACGUCUAAUGCGGGCCACGGAGGAAAUACAUGCAGUGAAGCAGAUUUUCUUUUGCUGCAUGCUGGCAUUGUAAUAUGAUACUGUCAGACUUUGUGUUUUAACUUGAGAGCAUUUCUGUAUUUUGUGUAAAGUUGGGUUUGUGUGAAUGUUUGUGUGUAUUUUACUAUGAGGUCUUUAAUGGGAUGUAUGUAUUUUUUUUUUUUUU
Molecule: messenger RNA, 3513 nt
Organism: Myxocyprinus asiaticus (Chinese sucker)
Lineage: Eukaryota; Metazoa; Chordata; Actinopteri; Cypriniformes; Catostomidae
Product: forkhead box protein I1-like
Exons: 2
Coding region: 1804-2964 (386 amino acids)
Biological process (GO): anatomical structure morphogenesis; cell differentiation; regulation of transcription by RNA polymerase II
Molecular function (GO): DNA-binding transcription factor activity, RNA polymerase II-specific; RNA polymerase II cis-regulatory region sequence-specific DNA binding
Source: RefSeq, a predicted model, not a curated record